Messenger RNA from Gordionus sp. m RMFG-2023, 1655 nucleotides. Its product is annotated as ADP-ribosylation factor-like protein 1. Gene Ontology annotation, molecular function: GTP binding; GTPase activity. The coding region runs from base 75 to 617 and encodes 180 amino acids. The transcript has a single exon. Gene Ontology annotation, biological process: intracellular protein transport; vesicle-mediated transport. Lineage: Eukaryota; Metazoa; Nematomorpha; Gordioida; Chordodea; Parachordodidae. Gene Ontology annotation, cellular component: cytoplasm; Golgi apparatus. The record is from RefSeq and is a predicted model, not a curated record.
AAAACUAGAAAAUGGCACGUGGUUUAUAAAUCAUAUGUUGCAAAAUUAUAAAUUUGAAGCGUAACCUCAUAAUUAUGGGAAAUUUUUUUAGCAUAUUUCGGAAUCUAUUUGGAUCCAGAGAGAUGAGAAUAUUAAUAUUAGGAUUAGAUGGAGCUGGAAAAACUACAAUUCUAUAUAAGCUCCAAGUUGGUGAAGUUGUGAUGACUAUUCCAACCAUUGGUUUUAACGUUGAACAAGUUGUUUAUAAAAACAUUAAAUUUCAAGUUUGGGAUCUAGGAGGUCAAACUAGUAUAAGACCUUAUUGGAGAUGCUAUUAUUCUAAUACAGAUGCAGUAAUUUAUGUUGUUGAUAGUGCUGACAAAGAUCGAAUGGGUAUAUCCAAACAAGAGUUAAUUUCUAUGUUAGAAGAAGAAGAACUAAAAACUGCUUUAUUACUGGUAUUGGCUAAUAAACAAGACAUAGAAGGGGCUCUAAAACCAUCAGAAGUUGCAGAAACAUUAGGACUCAAUAAUUUGCGCAACAGGACUUAUCAAAUUUGUAAAACUUCGGCUGUUAAAGGUGAAGGAUUAACUGAAGCAAUGGAUUGGCUUGUAAAUGCUCUUCAAAAUGUAAAAUAAUAUAAUAUACUAUGUGUUAAUAUAAAAAUUGCAAUUUGUUUUUUUGUAGCAUAAAUUGUUAUACUUAUAUAUUGUUAGGAAACUAUUUGCUAUUGUAUUAUUUAUAUAAUUAAAUAAUAUAUAUAUAAUUUAUUCUCUACAUAUUAUCUAGUGACUUAUCUUUAUAUUUGGUAUAUUACAAUUUUUUAUAUUUGAUAAAUCACAUCACAGAUAUUUUUAAAUUAUGUUAUUUAUUAUUUAAAUUAAUUUGAAUUUUUUAGUUAUAAUCCAAAUAAUUUAAAUUAAUGCUAAAUGACAGUAUUUUAUAUUUAGAGAGGUAAUAUGAUAGCUUAAUAUUUUAUAACAUUGGAUUUAGUUUUAUAUAUAGAUAAUUAUCAAUUCAAGUAGGUUAAUUUCAAAAUAAUGAGGCAUUUUUUCUUAUUGAAUUGUUUUAUUUUACAAUAAAGAAAAAUGAGUUCUUUAUAAGCAUUAAUAUAAUGUUGCUAUCUUGUGCUUAUUGGUAGUAGGAAAUAUAGUGUUUAAUCCAUUAUAUUAUCUUAUAACAGGGUUGGGCUAACAGUUAACUACAUUUGUAGUUAAACUACAAACUACUUUUUGUAUUUUGGUUGAUGCUUCUUUUGGGGUUCUUCAUUUCUUUAUUUUUUUUAUGUAAUUUUUUAUAUUAAUAUCAGAUUGGUUCUUUUUCCGAUUUGUUAAUUUUUUAUUUCAUAUUAAAUAUAUCUUUUUUAGAAAUAUUUUUUUUAAAAAAAAAUUGUAAAAUAUACUAAAUAUAAAUAUUAUCACUUCCGAGUUUUUGAUUUUUUAACAUAUUUAGAGCUAUAAUUCUUAGUUCCGAUUAUAGAGAAUAUAUAUAUGUCGUAAUUUUUAAAGGGAUCUUUAUCCGGGAUUUCAUAUGUUUUAAAGGGAUAAUAAAAAACUAGGUUUUAAGUUAAGGAAUGAUAAUGCAAUAUUAUCUAGUGCUGUAAACAUUUCUAAAAAAAUCGAGCGCGUUUAACGUUUAUUGACAAAAUCGAACACGUUUACUUUCAAAAAAAGGAA